GGCUAAUAUUCUGUUUCUGGAGGCACCGGUCGAUACGGGAUUCUCCUACAGCACUAGAAAUGCAUCUGAAGAGCCGCAGUAUAACAAUCUGCAGACCGCACAGGACAUCUUGGGGGCGUUGAAGGUGUUUAUGGAGCGGUAUCCGGAAUACAAAAAUCGCAGUUUAUACCUGAUGGGUGAAGGGUACGCGAGUUAUUUCGUGUUGGGUACGGCGAUACAGAUCGUGGAAGCACAGGGGGGUGGGCAAAUGAAAGAGGUGAAACUGGAAGGUUUGGCGAUCGGUAACGGGGAUCUGAGCCUGACGCAACAGCUGAAUUCAGCACCUCAAGUGCUCUAUUAUCGUGGCAUGUUCGGGAAGAGAUUUGGGUAUCUUACUUUUGGAGAUUUGGGUAUCGUUACUUUUGGAGAUUUGGGUAUCGUUACUUUGGAGAUUUGGGUAUCGUUACUUUUAACGGUUUGGGUGGGUAUCGUUACUUUUACGAUGCGGGUAUCGUUACUUUUGACGGUUUGGGUAUCGUUACUUCCAACGGGCAUCUACCAAAAUCAAUGCAAUCUGGCGCAAUACGUUCGGUUCAAUGCAUCGGGUAUUCCGAAUGCUUAUCCGCAUCCAUUGACUGAUUUGCUAAAGGAAUGUGGAAAAUUAGUGGUCGAAAUGGGCUACGAGCAAAUUUGGAACUCAAGGUGA
Anisakis simplex (herring worm) is the source of this 685-nucleotide messenger RNA. The record is from the annotation of a GenBank genome assembly. NCBI's taxonomy places the organism in Eukaryota, Metazoa, Nematoda, Chromadorea, Rhabditida, Anisakidae.